GGCGUAUAAGUGCCCUAACCCGCCUUUUCUUCCUCGGUUCCCCCCACCAGGGCAGAAUGUCCUCGGGUCACAGGCUGAGGGACGUGGAGCAGCAGCGCCCCCUGCUGGACCCGGAGGAGGAGACGGAGGCGGAGGUGGAGAAGGGUUUCCACGGUGAAGCCAAGCGACUCUGGUUCAUCCAGGACUGCUGCGGCAUGGUGUGUGCCUUCAUCACCUGGCUCCUGGUCUUGUACGCGGACUUUGUGGUCACGUUCGUCAUGCUGCUGCCUUCCCGGAGCUUCUGGUACGCCGUGGUCAACGGGGUGUUCUUCAACAGCCUGGCCGUGCUGGCGCUGGCGUCCCACCUGCGCACCAUGCUGACCGACCCGGGAGCCGUUCCUAAGGGCAACGCCACUAAAAAGUACGUGGAGAGUCUGCAGCUGAAGCCGGGCGAGGUCAUCUACAAAUGUCCAAAAUGCUGCAGCAUCAAACCCGAGAGGGCUCACCACUGCAGUAUCUGUAAGCGCUGCAUACGCAAGAUGGACCACCACUGUCCAUGGGUCAACAACUGUGUCGGGGAGAAAAACCAGCGCUUCUUCGUCCUCUUCACUAUGUACAUCGCCAUGAUCUCCUGUCACGCUCUGGCUCUCUGUGGAUACCAGUUCAUCACCUGCGUCAAAGUCCAGUGGAGAGAGUGCAGUGAUUUCUCUCCUCCGGUGACGAUGAUGCUGAUGAUCUUCCUCUGCAUGGAAGCCCUCCUCUUCUUCACCUUCACAGCUGUGAUGUUCUGCACUCAGCUCCACUCCAUCUGCAACGACGAGACGGAGAUCGAGCGUCUGAAGAACGAGAAGCCGACGUGGGAGCGUCAGACCCGCUGGGCGGGGCUGAGGUCGGUGUUUGGAGGGCCGCCGUCGCUGCUGUGGGUCAGCCCCUUCGCUGGACUCAAACUACCAACCCUGCUCCCCAGACGCACCUGGAAGGGCGGGGCAGAGUUCUCCGUCUGACCAGCUGUGGUUCAACCUGCAGAGUCCUGCUGGGUUUGC
This is a messenger RNA of Etheostoma cragini (Arkansas darter), 1022 nucleotides long. Its product is annotated as palmitoyltransferase ZDHHC7-like. Gene Ontology annotation, biological process: peptidyl-L-cysteine S-palmitoylation; protein targeting to membrane. Lineage: Eukaryota; Metazoa; Chordata; Actinopteri; Perciformes; Percidae. The record is from RefSeq and is a predicted model, not a curated record. The transcript has 6 exons. Gene Ontology annotation, cellular component: endoplasmic reticulum; Golgi apparatus. Gene Ontology annotation, molecular function: protein-cysteine S-palmitoyltransferase activity. The coding region runs from base 57 to 983 and encodes 308 amino acids.